UGGGCAGUCUAGGUACACAAGGAAAUUCCCCGCGAAUUAAAAGAAGUCUUUGGAAUAUUCGAGUUACACAACGAUUAUCAAUUCGAACGAUAGCUGUCAAAUGACAUAUUAUUAGUUUUAUUUGUACAAGUGUGACAAACGGAGUAGCAAUUCACAACCACGAUGACGAGAACAACAACAAUGAUCCACAGACCCAACAGCAAAUGAAAGACCCCUUGGCAAGUUUAAAAUCAAUCGAGAAGGAAAUGGAAAAUUUGAAAAAGGACGCACAAAAUAAUCUCACAUCGAUAAUUAAUGAGCUCGAUGACUUGUGCGAAGGCAAACUCAAAGAUAUGUGGGACGAUUUGAAUCAAAAACGGCGAGCGUUUUACCAACUGAAGACCAAAACUAGCAAUGAGAAUUCAAAUUGUUCACUAUUGCUUACAAACUUGGGACAUUCAGUUACCGAAGUGGAGCGUAAUCUGAUGGAUUGUGUAAAUGAGCAAUCUGAAAAAGGCAAAAGAUACUUUGAAUACAUCGAGAACGUAAUCUCGACUGUGUUGAGACGAUUGGAAGACUCGAAAACGGCAGCUGGCCGAUGCAGCUCCGGAGACAACAUCGAGCGCUUUAAUACGUAUUUGCUAAACGGCAUGAAGGUUCCGAAGAUAUUAUGGCCCGAACUCUCCUCAUCGAUCAGUCAAUUUAAAGAUUUCCGGCGGUCGCUGCCAGCCUAUUUGACGUCUUGUACUUUCGUCAAGAAUGAAGCCUACCGAUUGGACUUGUCCACCUACGUUGAUGCUCGCUGCCCCGUAGGGAUACCUGACGUUCAAUGAGAAACGUAUUGAGAUAUCUAAGAAACUCCUUUUAGAGAAGAAAUGAAAAAAAAAUCAGCUGCCUUGCGUCAAAAUGAAAUGAUUUCCUACUUUAAUGAAAUAUCAUCGAACACGCGCGUUUAUCGACAUCUGUCACUUGGCUCUAGUCUCUGCUUAUGAUGUGAAUUUUAUUUCCUGUUCAUCGCGUUAUCCGUGUUUGCCCGAUACCAAUAAUAUUAAGUCUCUGUCGUCAUUCGGUAUGACAUUUUCAAAAUAUUGCCAAUCCAUUUAUUUCAGAAGAAUACCAUUUCAAUGUUUCUCUACUUAUAGUUUCAUUUGAUUAGCCCGUAGACACGACACUGGUGCAAAUUUGUACCGGCGAAAAUUUCAAAAGUGCAAAAUUCCUUUCCUCAAUUUGUCCAUUUUUCUAUAAUGUAACUUGAUUUUUCAAUUUUUUUAUAUGAUUGUAAGAUUAGUUCCGUACAUUCAUGGAUGAAAUAAAAAGUUUCGUGGUGAGUGUGUAAUCUCAAAACCGACUUCUCUCAAAAUUUCAACACAAAUAUCCCAUGAAUGAAAGUGUCAGAUUGGAGAUAUAAAAUAACAGUGAAGAUAUAAAAUAACAUAAAAAAUAUAGAAUAUUUUAGAAAUGAUCUGUGGGAGCUAUUUCUGAAUAGUUUAAUAAAUCCAAUUGUAGUGUGAUACGUCAAUUCAUUAAUAAUAACAGAACAAAAACACGACUGCAGGACAAAAUUAUUGUAAAAUCAUUGACGUUACUCCAACCGGAAGUUAUCGAUUAUUCAAUCCAAAAUUGGUGAAGCGAAGCCAUUGACAAUUAAUUGUUGAAUGGAUAAUCCGAUAAAUUAAAAUUCAUUCGCUCCUCGCUUCGUGAGAUAUUUUCAACGCGAACGCAACUUCUUAUAAUGACCGAAGUUAUUCAACCUCUGUGAGUUAUGUCCGUCAAUAACUACACGGCGGGAUACGGCACA
Molecule: messenger RNA, 1777 nt
Organism: Venturia canescens
Lineage: Eukaryota; Metazoa; Arthropoda; Insecta; Hymenoptera; Ichneumonidae
Exons: 4
Coding region: 204-812 (202 amino acids)
Source: RefSeq, a predicted model, not a curated record